Paraphaeosphaeria sporulosa is the source of this 1461-nucleotide messenger RNA. Its product is annotated as acyl-CoA dehydrogenase domain-containing protein. NCBI's taxonomy places the organism in Eukaryota, Fungi, Ascomycota, Dothideomycetes, Pleosporales, Didymosphaeriaceae. The transcript has 4 exons. The coding region runs from base 1 to 1305 and encodes 434 amino acids. Gene Ontology annotation, biological process: fatty acid beta-oxidation using acyl-CoA dehydrogenase; butyrate catabolic process. Gene Ontology annotation, molecular function: flavin adenine dinucleotide binding. The record is from RefSeq and is a predicted model, not a curated record.
AUGCCGAUAGACUUCCACCUCUCCCCAACCGAAUCCGGCGUCCGCGCCGCAGCGCAGACCUUCGCUCGCGACGUCCUCAUCCCCUCGCGGCGCGCGCCUUCCUCCUCAGCCGUCUCGCAACAGGACCGCUUCGCCGGCACCCGCGCCCUCUACGAAGCCGCCGUGACCCUCGGCCUCAUCAAAGCGCAAAUCGCGGCCCCGCUCGGCGGCACAGGCGGCUCUCUCGUCGAAGCCGCGCUGCUCGUCGAAGAGUGCUACGCCGCGGAUCCAAGCGGCGCUUCGCUGACCGUGUUUGGGACGGCGCUGGGGCUCAUGCCGCUGCAGCUAGCUCCGCAUGCUGAGAAGUAUGUAGGCUUUCUGGAGCCGUUUUUGAUGGCGGGGGAGGGCGAUGCGCCGCUCGCGAGUCUGGUGUUUAGUGAGCCUGGGGGCACGGCGAAUUGGCUUGAGAAAGGGGCGCCGGGGCUGCAGACUACGGUGAGGAAGGAGGGCGAGGAGUGGGUUGUCAGUGGAGAGAAGGUUUGGGGGACGAAUUGUGCGGGAUGGGACGGCCGGGGAGCGGAGUUGCAGGUCGUCGUGUGUCGCGAUGUCACUACGGCGGCUCGAGAGGGGGAGGAUCCGAAAGAGAGGAUCGUCAUCGUGUUGGUGACUCGCGCGGAUAUCGUACGCAAUGACGACGCCGCAUUCCAGGUGGUGCAGCAUCUCGAGACCAUGGGGCAUAAGUCGUACUCGGGCGCUCACGUCCGCUUCACCCACCUGCGCGUACCUCAGGCGAACAUCCUAUGCGGACCUGGCCCCCAAGCCGUAAGGACCGUGCUGUCCUCCUUCGACAACACAGGAGUCCUCGUGGGCGCCAUGGCGGUUGGCGUCAUGCGGGCGGCUUUCGAUGCCGCGCUGGCGUUCGCCAAAGCAGAUAGCCGCCGGGGCGCAACGCCGCUUCUUGAGCGCCAGGCUGUGGCCGACAAGCUGGGCGACAUCAAGAUGAAUGCUGAGGCUUGUCGGGCGCUGACCUGGAAGGCUGGACAUGCGCUGGGGAAUGGGCCUGGAGAGUACCAGGAGCGGAGGGAGUUGGCGUUGGCGACGAAGGUGUUUUGUAGCGAGGCGGCGGUCAAGGCUGUGAUGGAUGCAAUUAGUGUUGUUGGAGUAACCGCAUAUGAUACAGCACAGCCUUUCGCGGAGCUCCUGAACACCGCGAUAGCAUUGCCAAUAUUUGACGGUGGUAAUGUCGCGAUGAGACGUAGACACAUGCAGGACAUCAUGCUGUCGCCAAAUUACGAUCCAUGGGGCGCGACCUUCGGCCAGAGCUGAAGAGACUCAUUGUCUGGUGGUAGAUGUUCACGGGCCCUGGACGAACCUAUUGGAGGCCUUCACGGGAGGAAGUGGCAGUUCGUUUCGAAUCUAGAUUGGUGUAGGGCAAUAGCGUUCGCAAUAUUGACAUGAUCACGUACAUCCUGUAGGGACGGG